AUUCUGUCAUUCAUUCCUAUCAUUCAUUAUUUUUCUAUUUAUUUUCAUUGUGUAUCGUUGAAUUCGUGAUGAUAAAAUAGAAAAAAAUCAUAAUAAAUCGUAAAUGGUGUGUGUUUUAGAUCUGCAUCUUAUCUAUAGAUAGCUGCAAUAAAUGUGAUAUAAAGAAGCAUCUUUAAAGAAAAACACAAGUUACAAUGGAAGGUCAAGAUCAGAUGGAGCUGAAGUUCAGUGGGAGCAGUGAGGUUGGGGGACUGGAGCUGUGUAUUGUGUGCGGAGACAGGGCCUCCGGAAGACACUAUGGAGCCAUCAGCUGUGAAGGCUGCAAAGGUUUCUUCAAGCGCUCAAUACGCAAGAAGCUAGGCUACCAGUGCCGCGGCAGCAUGAACUGUGAAGUCACCAAACACCAUCGCAACCGCUGCCAGUACUGUCGUCUGCAAAAAUGUCUCGCUUGCGGCAUGAGAAGCGACUCGGUCCAGCACGAACGCAAGCCGAUCGUGGACAAGUCUAAGGGCGAACAGAGGGAGGCCAUCCACGACAGACAGGCUGCUUACUCCAAGUUCCUGGGACUAGCUGGCCAGGGACAAGCCGGACAGAUAAACCCUAAGGAGGAGCCUAGCGAUGCGUUCGGCGCGGUGUCCCCGGCGCCUGCCAUCAACUUUGCCCUCGCUGCCGCCGUAGCAUUCAACAAGGGUAACCCAGUGUCGCCGUACCUGACUCCGGGCAACGCUGGUGACAUCGAGGGAGCUCGCAGACAACAGCUCAUGCUGCAAACACAGCUCGCCAAGAAUCUCUUCAAGAUGGGACAGUUCGGUGCAAUCAACGAGUACCUGCAGUCUGCGUACGGCGCGAGUCCGGCCGAGGGGCCCCUCGCGGCACUACACGCCGCGGACACACAACCCAAUGACGUGGAAUCAGGGCAGGGCAUCCUGAGCACUCCAGAGUCAGUGCAGCUGUGCGUGUCGCUGCCGGGCCCCGCGCCGCCGCACCUGCGCCUGCACGCCGUCUGCGAGGCGGGCGCGCGCCUGCUGGCCGCCGCCGCGCGCUGGCUGCGGGCCGUCCCCGCCGCGCAUGCCCUGCCGUUCGAAGUCCAGGUGACCUUGCUGAAGAAGUGUUGGCCGGAGCUGUUCGUGCUGAGCCUGUCGAUGUUCUCGGUGCAGCUGUCGCUGGGCGCGCUGCUGCCGCAGCUGGUGGGCCACCUGCAGGCCGAGCUGCGCGCGCGCGCCGCCGGCGACGGCCUGCACCGCCCGCACGACCACGCCGUGCCCGAGAUAUCGGCGAGCGACUACUCGGACGAGCGCGUGGCGGAGGUGUCCGUGAGUCUGUCGCGGCUGCAGCAGUUCCUGUCGCACAUGGAACAACUGCGGCUGCAGCAGAGGGAACACGCGCAUCUACGCGCUCUGUGUCUGUUCUCACCCGAUGGUGUACCAGAGUUUUUAACCCGUAAGCUGCAAGACUACCAAAUCAAAGUGCUCCGUUCCCUCCGAGCCACCUGUCAGGAUGAGGACCGGUUAGCCACCCUGCUACUCCAGCUUCCAGUCCUAAGGACCUUUUCCGGACCGUUCCUGGAAGAUGUAUUCUUCGUAGGCUUUGUGGGAGACGUCAGCAUCGAUGAUGUUAUACCUUAUUUACUGAAUGGUGAACGCUAAGGUAACAUUUUCGACCAAAAGUUGUGGUUUCUUUUAAUAGAUUUUCUUGUGAAACUUUAUUUAGUUCAGUCUUUUUGGACAUUUUGAAGCGAAAGCUGAUUUUCGUGACCAUUUGCCAUGCGUAACUCUUUUAGUAGGCAUGAUGUUAAUGUGGAUUUUUACAUCUUCACAAUGUAUGGAGGAAAAACCUUAAAUGGCUUGUCUAAUGAGUUUUUGAAGUAAUUUAGUGUAUGUGGUCCAGUGACUUACGACUUAAGUUGACAAAAAACCCAAUAGUGGCAGAAAAAUACACUAAAUUAUUAUAUAGCCGUCAUUUUUUGACCUUUUGAAAAAGAAGAAGUUCUGAAUUGGACGUGUACGUAUGUAUGUCCGCCAUUGUCUCGCGACUAGCUUAAACUAUUUCGAUGUGAUUGUAAGAAGUGUUUGUUUACACCUAAGAGCAGGUUUUAGUAUACUAAAAGAAUUUAUUAAGAAGGUUGAAGUCGUUUUUAGAAACGACGAUUAUUGAAUAUUAUUCUACCUGAUGACUGAUGAAUCGUAGUCAUCAUUCCUAAAUGACUGGCGAAAAUUGGAUGUUAUUUUUAAUAUGUGCGCUGUCCACUUCUGCCUUCCCUUUCUAGGAGUCGAAAGGCGUGAUGUUAUGAUGAUAAUAUUAUUUUAUAAUACAGUAGUUUUGAGAAAAAUUGGACUAAGACUAACUUUUAAUAUAUUAAUAAAAUAUCCUAUUUACAAACUUACUGUACUGAAAUACAUAUAAUUACCUAAGACGUAAUUUUAUGUAUAAAACAUCCAGUUGUACCUUUUUAGUCCAAUUUGACUGAAAACUACUAAAUAAUUAACUAUUUUAAGUACUAAAGCCAGUAUGUAAGAUAGUAUGUGGUUCGGUGCUCUGCGCGUGCGCACACAAUCAUUCCUUCCAAUAAAAAAUAAUAUUAAGCUAUAAUAUUUUAAUUAUUAAAGAUUUUAACGUAUUUACAUAAGACAAUAAUUGAAUUUUAUAAAAAUAUUUGUAAGUAACACUAUUGUUACUAAGUUGUGAAGGAGUUAUUAAAAUAGCUGCUUUUGUUAUUAUUAUUAAUAAAUCAUAAUAAUGUCUUCGUUUAUUUUAGUUGAUUUUGUUACUAAGGCUAUGUUUUAACCGACUAUUUGGAAAGAUGGAGGUUUGUAAUUAGCUUUAUUAACUUAUAAAUGUGUAGAAUUGUUUACUAUGGUUACAAUUUGAUACAUUUUACUUGAAGCAUAUAGAAACUAGCUCGCAGGGAUUUACUUACUGCUCGGCUCCUAUUCGUCGUAGCUUGGU
Spodoptera litura is the source of this 2946-nucleotide messenger RNA. It is a transcript of the gene nhr, whose product is annotated as nuclear orphan receptor. The record is from RefSeq and is a predicted model, not a curated record. Gene Ontology annotation, molecular function: zinc ion binding; sequence-specific DNA binding; DNA-binding transcription factor activity. Gene Ontology annotation, biological process: regulation of DNA-templated transcription. NCBI's taxonomy places the organism in Eukaryota, Metazoa, Arthropoda, Insecta, Lepidoptera, Noctuidae.